UUCUGGGAUCGGAACGGCGCUGCAAAUGGUGAAGAUAGCCGUGACACUCUGAGGCUGAAAUUUACAAAUAAAUCAUCACUUACUGUAACCCCCGUACGGGGAAGGACGUUGCAAUGAUCACGGCGCACCACGCCGAGACUGGGAUUUACUGUUAAAAAGGUAUAUGCGUGUGUCAUCGCUGCGGAUCUGCUGACAGUCGGAGAAUGCAGAUCUGAAAAGUGAAAGAUUGUGUCAAUGGACGCUUCUGUAGUGGUAGCUAGCUAGCUACACAACGUUUUUCAUUUUUUUUCCACAGGAGGUGGAAAAGUAGGCCGGAUCGUGUCCUAGGAUUGCGAUCGCAUUUUUUUAAAACACCAGGCAUUAGGAGGCUGUGGACAAAGGCACUAGGAAAAUGACGACCAGCAGCCCCGAAGCGGUGAAGAAAUUAAUCGACAAUAUGCAGACGGAUCUGCGAUCGCUGUCCAUGGAAUGCAAGAAAAAAUUCCCCCCGGUCAAAGAGGCAGCAGAAUCUGGGAUUGUGAAGAUCAAAACCAUCGCUGCAAGGAACACAGAUAUCCUGGCAGCUCUGAAGGAGAACAGCUCGGAGGUGGUGCAGCCCUUCCUCAUGGGCUGCGGCACUAAGGAGCCCAAGAUUACGCAGCUGUGCCUGGCUGCCAUCCAGAGACUCAUGUCCCACGAGGUCGUGUCCGAGGCUGCUGCAGGGAACAUCAUUGCCAUGCUGUGGCAGCUGAUGGAGAACGGGCUGGAGGAGCUGAAGCUGCUGCAGACGGUGCUGGUGCUGCUCACCACCAACACGGUGGUGCACGACGAGGUGCUGUCCAAGGCCAUCGUCCUGUGCUUUCGGCUGCAUUUCACCAAGGACAACAUCACCAACAACACGGCCGCCGCCACCGUGCGGCAGGUCGUCACCGUGGUCUUCGAGAGGAUGGUCACCGAGGAUGAACGGCACAAAGGUAUUGUGGAGCAGCCGCCGCCUGUCCCUGGCAACAGUAACCGGCGGUCCAUCAGCACACUGAGACCUAGUGCCAAGGACGCCUACAUGCUGUUUCAGGACCUUUGCCAGCUGGUCAACGCUGACGCCCCCUACUGGCUGGUGGGGAUGACGGAGAUGACGCGAACGUUUGGUUUGGAGCUCCUGGAGUCGGUUUUGAAUGAUUUCCCCGAGGUGUUUCUGCAGCACCAGGAGUUCAGCUUCCUGCUGAAGGAGCGCGUGUGCCCUCUGGUCAUCAAGCUCUUCUCCCCCAACAUCAAGUUUCGGCAGGGGAGCGCGGCGGCGGCGUCCCCCGCCCCCGUGGAGAAGCCCUACUUCCCCAUCUGCAUGCGGCUGCUCAGGGUGGUGUCCGUGCUCAUCAAGCACUUCUACAGCCUGCUGGUGACGGAGUGUGAGAUCUUCCUGUCGCUGCUGGUGAAGUUCCUGGACGGGGAGAAGCCACAGUGGCUGAGAGCGGUAGCAGUGGAGUCCAUCCAUAGGCUGUGUGUGCAGCCCCACCUGCUGCGGUCUUUCUGCCAGUCCUACGACAUGAAGCAGCACUCCACCAAGGUGUUCCGAGACAUCGUCAACGCCCUGGGCUCCUUCAUCCAAUCAGUGUUCAUCGUGCCUAGCCUGGGAAGCCCCGCCCCCACCAACACACCGGCUGGUGGCUCCGGCUCCGGGUCCCAGGCUGCAGCUCAGAGUGCCGCAGGAGCAGGAGGUUCGGGCGGAGGCCUGACCACCCAGGCUGCCUUUGAGUACCGCGGCACCUGGAUCCCCCUGCUGACCGUCAGCGCGCAGGGCAGCGCCAAGGCCACCUACCUGGAGAUGCUGGACAAGGUGGAGCCGCCCUCCAUCCCUGAGGGGUACGCCCUGUCGGUGGCCUUCAGCGCCCUGCUGGACCUGGUCAGGGGCAUCACCUCCAUGAUCGAGAGGGAGCUGGCCAAGGAGGAGGAGGAGACGGUUGCCACCCGGAGCGGCUCGGACCCGGCUCCAGGCCCAGGGGUCACCGCUGAAAUGCAGGGCCAGAGCAGCGAGCAGGAGCCAGUUCCCCAGCUGGUGUGGGAGGAGAUGGUCAACGCCUGCUGGUGUGGCCUGCUGGCCGCUCUCUCCCUUCUGCUGGAUGCCAGCACGGACGAGACGGCGACGGAGAACAUACUGAAGGCGGAGCUGACGAUGGCGUCGCUGUGCGGCCGUCUGGGCCUGGUCACGCCGCGCGAUGCCUUCAUUACCGCCAUCUGCAAGGCCUCCCUCCCGCCGCACUACGCCCUGACCGUCCUCAGCAGCUCCGCCACCAACCUCUCCAACAAGUCGUACUCCAUCCAGGGCCAGAGCGUUCAGAUCAUCAGCCCCUCCAGCGAGUCUCAUCAGCAGGUGGUGGCAGUGGGGCAGCCGCUGAGCGCCCAGUCCCAGGGCACCGUGGUGCUCACAGCAAAGAACAUCCAGUGCAUGCGGACUCUGCUGAACCUGGCCCACUGUCACGGCGCUGUGCUCGGGACAUCCUGGCAGCUGGUGCUGGCCACUCUGCAGCACCUGGUGUGGAUUCUGGGCCUGAAGCCGGGGAGCGGUGGGGCUCUGAAGCCUGGCCGAGCCGUGGAAGGACCCAGCACGGUCCUGACCACGGCCGUGAUGACCGACCUGCCCGUGAUCUCCAACAUCUUAUCGCGGCUGUUCGAGAGCUCGCAGUACCUGGAUGACGUGUCCCUGCAUCACCUGAUCAACGCCCUCUGCUCCCUGUCCAUGGAAGCCAUGGAUAUGGCCUAUGGGAAUAAUAAGGAACCGUCUCUGUUUGCGGUUGCCAAGUUGCUGGAGACUGGUCUGGUGAACAUGGACCGCAUCGAGAUUCUGUGGAGGCCUCUAACUGGGCAUCUGCUGGAGGUCUGUCAGCAUCCGAACUCCAGGAUGAGGGAGUGGGGGGCGGAGGCGGUGACAUCACUGAUCAAAGCAGGCCUGGCGUACAAGCACGACCCCCCGCUGUCCCAGAACCAGAGGCUGCAGCUGCUGCUGCUGAACCCGCUGAAGGAGCUGUCCAACAUCGUGCAUGCCGACAUCCGGCAGAAGCAGCUGGAGAGCGUGCUGCAGAUCCUUCAGAGCCAGGGGGACAGCCUGGGUCCCGGGUGGCCCCUGGUGCUGGGCGUCAUCGGAGCCAUCCGAAACGACCAGGGGGAAUCCUUAAUCCGAACAGCCUUCCAGUGCCUGCAGCUGGUGGUGACGGACUUCCUUCCCACGAUGCCUUGCACUUGCCUCCAGAUCGUGGUGGAUGUCGCCGGCAGCUUCGGGCUUCAGAACCAAGAGCUCAACAUCAGCCUGACCUCGAUCGGCCUGCUGUGGAACAUCUCAGACUACUUCUUCCAACGGGGCGAGACCAUCGAGCAGGAGUUGAACAGGGAGGAGGCGGCGCUGGAGAAGCAGGCCCGGGAGAAGGGAGUGGCCCUCAACCGGCCCUUUCACCCGGCCCCGCCCUUCGACUGCCUGUGGCUGUGCCUGUACGCCAAGCUGGGGGAGCUGUGCGUGGACCCGCGGCCGGCGGUGCGGAAGAGCGCUGGGCAGACGCUCUUCUCCACCAUCAGCGCCCACGGCACCCUGCUGCAGCAGCCCACCUGGCACACGGUGGUCUGGAAGGUCCUCUUCCACCUGCUGGACUGCGUGAGGAAGUCCUCCACCACGGCUGACAAGGAGAAGAUCGAGUCCGGGGGCGGGAACAUCCUCAUCCACCACUCGCGCGACACGGCGGAGAAGCAGUGGGCGGAGACCUGGGUGCUGACGCUGGCCGGGGUGGCCCGGAUCUUCAACACCCGCAGAUACCUGCUGCAGUCGCUAGGGGAUUUCUUCAAGGCCUGGGAGGUCCUGCUGGACCACAUCCAAUCCGCCGCCCUCAGCAAGAACAACGAGGUCUCUCUGGCCGCGCUCAAGAGCUUCCAGGAGAUCCUGCAGAUCGUCACGCCCGUCAAGGACUCGGAGAAGCCCGACGCCCUUGCCGCCAUGGGCGUCCCCGUCCUCAUGGACCCGGUGUCGGCGGCGUCAGGGCCUGGCAGACCCCUGCUGCGCUCCGAUUCGCUGACGGAAAGGCUGGCGCGCUACAACGGGGCGGAGUCGGCGGGCACCCCGCCCCCUGGGGAGGAGGUGGACGACUCGGCCCUGUGGUGGUCGGCGUGGAACACCUGGUACCGGACGGGCACGGAGUGCACGCGGCCGCCCUCCGCCUCCGACAAGCUGGCCUUCAUCCCCAGCCAGCCCUUCCUCACCGCCCUGGUGCAGAUCUUCCCUGCCCUCUACCAGCACAUCAAGGGCGGCUUCAGCAUGGAGGACCUGAGGAAGCUGGGCGUUAUCCUGCACGGCGCCGUCUCCGUGCCCAUCAGCUCCGACGCCUCCCCCUUCAUCCUGCCCUCCUACACCGAGGCCGUGCUCACCAGCCUGCAGGAGGCGGUGCUCACCGCGCUCGACGUCCUGCAGAAGGCCAUUUGCAUCGGCCCGGAGAACAUGCAGGUCAUGUACCCAGCCAUCUUUGACCAGCUGCUUCUGUUCGUGGAGUUCUCCUGCAAGCCUCCACAGUAUGGCAAACUGGAAACCAAACACAUCGCCAAUGCCAAGUACAACCAGAUCCAACUGUUUGCACCGGCAGAAUGGGUGGCCUUAAACUACGUCCCCUUUGCGGAGCGGUCUCUGGAGGUGGUGGUGGACCUCUACCAGAAGACGGCCUGUCACAAGGCCGUGGUCAGCGAGAAGGUUCUCCAGAACAUCAUCAAGACAUUGAGGAUCCCUCUCGGCCUGAAGUACGCCUGCCCCUCGGAGAGCACCUGGAAGCUGGCUGUCGCCUCGCUGCUGAAGGUGCUAUCCAUAGGGCUUCCUGUUGCUAGGCAGCACGCCUCCUCUGGGAAGUUUGACACCAUGUGGCCAGAGCUCGCCAAUGCCUUCGAAGACUUCCUCUUCCCAAAAAGUUCGGCUCCAGAUAAUUUAUCUAUUCAAGAAUUCCAGAAAAAUGAAAGCAUAGACGUCGAGGUGGUCCAGCUCAUAAGCACAGAGAUCUUGCCUUUUGCCAACUUCAUCCCCAAAGAGUUUGUUGGGCAGAUCAUGGCAAUGCUCAAUAAGGGAUCCAUUCACUCUCAGUCCUCGUCAUUCACAGAGGCGGAGAUUGACGUUCGCAUGCGGGAGGAGUUCUCCAAGGUGUGCUUCGAGACGCUGCUGCAGUUCUCCUUCAGCAACAAGGUGUCCACGCCGCAGGAGGGCUACAUCUCGCGCAUGGCGCUCUCCGUGCUCCUCAAGCGCUCCCAGGACGUUCUGCGUCGCUACGUGGAGGACGAGAGGCUGAGCGGCCGCUGCCCGCUCCCCAGGCAACAAGUGACUGAGAUCAUCUUCGUCCUCAAAGCGAUCAGCACUCUGAUGGACUCCCUCAAGAAGACCCAGCCUGAGAACGUGGAUGGAAACACCUGGGCGCAGGUGAUCGCUUUGUACCCGACUCUCGUGGAGUGUAUAACGUGCUCUUCCUCCGAGGUGAGCUGUGCCCUGAAGGAGGCGCUGGGGCCCUUCAAAGACUUUAUGCAGCCGCCGAUCACUAAAGUUCAGAACGGGGAGUCGUGACCAUCUGGGCCACUCGCGGGAGGCCGGACACUCUUUUUUUUAAUGAAUGAGGACAUUUCCUUACAUUAACAUGCGUGCGAUACUCAACACAAGUCCGUCUAACAGACUGUAACCUGGGGCAACCAUGAGCAAACAGCCCUAACCACAACAAGUCCGAUUGACAUCAGUGUAAACUUCCUAUACAAGUGGAUAACCCAAUCUGACUGGCUGGACAUCUGCAUUAACUGCUACAGUAAAAUUGCAAUGUUUUUUUUUUUUUCUUGCUUGGUUUUGUUUUCUUCCUGAAGAGAGGGUACAGUGAAUGUACAGUGUUUGGUGAUAGUGUUGAAGACGUAAUAAAGACUAAACUAUUUGGGCUGUAUUGACUCUUUAAAAAAAAAAAAAAAAAAAAAAAAAACGGAAGGAA
This is a messenger RNA of Megalops cyprinoides (Indo-Pacific tarpon), 5954 nucleotides long. RefSeq names its product protein MON2 homolog. Bases 392 to 5548 code for a protein of 1718 amino acids. The transcript is spliced from 35 exons. Lineage: Eukaryota; Metazoa; Chordata; Actinopteri; Elopiformes; Megalopidae. The record is from RefSeq and is a predicted model, not a curated record.